This is a messenger RNA of Arxiozyma heterogenica, 798 nucleotides long. RefSeq names its product Rev7p (gene REV7). The record is from RefSeq and is a predicted model, not a curated record. Lineage: Eukaryota; Fungi; Ascomycota; Saccharomycetes; Saccharomycetales; Saccharomycetaceae. Bases 1 to 798 code for a protein of 265 amino acids. Gene Ontology annotation, cellular component: zeta DNA polymerase complex. The transcript has a single exon.
AUGAAUAAAUGGGUUUAUAAAUGGAUUAGAGUAUAUUUGAAGUGUUAUAUUAACCUUAUACUUUAUUACAGAAAUGUUUACCCAAGGGAAUCCUUUGACUUCACUACGUAUCAAGGUUUUAACUUACCUCAGUUUAUACCAGUCACAAGGCAUCCAGGUUUACAGGAUUAUAUAGAAAAUUUAAUUCUAGAUUUGUUAACUAAGAUAACACAUAUAUAUAAAAUAUCAAUCUUAAUCUUAGAUCAGCAGUAUGAUAUUUGUUUAGAAAAGUAUACUUUGGAUUUCACUGAAUUUAAACAUCUUAAGUCUCGUAGUAAAUUUAAUGAUGAUAAUAAUAAAAGUGAAGAGGAAAAUAACUGCGAUGAACAAAUCAAUGAAACUGAAGUAUUCGACGCGUUCAGGUCGAGUCUUAAUAGUUUGAUUAAUAAAGUGGAAACGUUGCCCAAGAUUAAAGACGACAUAGUAAAAUUUAAUGUGAUUAUAAAUACAAUGGAAAUGGAAUUAGGUCAUGCUAAAGAUAUUGGAUGGAACUUAAAUAAUAAAGAAGAUUUGAACAAGUUUGAAAAUGAUACUAAUUGGACUCUAUGUCAAAAUGAAGAUAAUGAAAAUUAUUUUAUUGAUAUAUAUAAAGUACAACCAACCAUCAAAAUGAUAUCUUUGAUUGGAUGUGAUAUUGGUUCUAUUAUUAUACAUAAUUAUAUGGAGGUAGCUCAAUUAGAUAAAAUGGAAAAUUUUCCAUUACAAAGUAAUGAUAUCUUUGAUGUAGCUUCAGAAAAUAUACGAUCUACACCAUUUUAA